UAUCGUGAACCUAUACAAUUAGUUUAUAAUUCGAUUAAUUCAAAUAAUGAUUUAAGGCUAGGUUCUGAUGAUUGGAUUGGAGUAGAAGAACUUUGUAAAUUUUUGAAAACUUUUUAUCAAGCUACGAACACUGUAUCUACGCAAUAUACUCCAACUAUUUCUUCUGUUUUAGUAAAUAUUACUGCUAUUUUUUAAGUACUUGCUAAAUAUAAAAAAAAUUAUCCUUACAAAGAGGCAAUUGAAGCUAUGAUUGUAAAAUUUUAAAAAUAUUUUUUUCCUAUUCCACAAAUUUAUUUAACAGCUAAUUUAUUUAACCCAUUUUACAACAAAACAUGGUGUAAUGAUGAUGGUUCAAAAAAUUUACGCCUAUUUAGAAAUUAAACCUCAUGAAAAGCCUUCAGUUUAAAUUUAACUUAUAUUAGAUUAAAAAAAGAUGCUCCUCAAUAGCUCAACAAUAGAGCGAUUGUUAACUGAUUAAUGGUAUAUUUAAAUCCUACCUGGAGAAAUUUAACUAAUCAAUUAUUUAAUUCAAAAUAAAGAUGCUCCCUUUCUAUUGUAUGGUCCACCAACCCUUCCAAUCCCAGAAUAAUAAAACAAAACAUAUGAUACAACAAAACCUUUCCCACAAUUCUCCACAUUUCACCAGGGGAUAAUACAAGAACAAAGUUGGUCGAUUAACAUAACUUUCUUUUUUUAAUUUUAAUUAGGUGAAUUUUCUUUAAUUAUAGUUUAAAAAAUAAUUAAUUUUCUCUAAUAUUCUUAAACAUGCAACUAUUUUUGAGACUAAUUUUUUACAAACACAAGUAAUUUGAGUGAGGGAGUAUUCUUGAAAUCUUGCCUUUUCUGUCCAAUAUACACUACCAAUCAUUGAACCUCAAACUCACUAUUACUCCCCUUCAUGGGUCGAAUUGGUCUUUCCCAAAACAUCCAAUCCCACUAUUUCCUUCAUUCCACUACAUCAUUAAACACCCAAUUGUCUAAAGUUCCUAACUUUACACCCAAUUUCAAGAAUCCCAUGAAGAUAACAGCUAGCAUGGCGGUGGCACCCACGUGCUUUGGGUUCAAGAAUUUGAUGGAAACAGUGACAAUUGAUGUUCAUAAAGCGGAAGGGAGGCCAUUGAAUGUGCCACUGAUUGCUCCUUUUACUAUUGCAUCAUCAAGAUUGGAUAAAGUGGAAAAUGUUGCUAUAAGGGUUGAGCUGAGUAAUGGGUGUGUUGGAUGGGGUGAGGCCCCAAUUCUUCCAUUUGUUACUGCAGAGGAUCAAGAAACUGCCUUAGCAAAAGCGGCUGAAGCAUGUGAGUUCUUGAAGCAGAGCCGUCAAAUGACUUUAAAUCUUGUGUUAGCGAAAAUUGGUGAUGUGCUUCCUGGACAUGAUUUUGCUUCUGUCAGGGCAGGAGUUGAGAUGGCACUGAUUGAUGCAGCAGCGAACAGCAUUGGAAUACCUCUUUGGAGAAUAUUUGAUGCAGUAUCUAAUUCAAUAUCUACUGACAUUACAAUACCGAUAGUUUCACCCACGGAAGCUUCUGAACUGGCUUCAAAGUAUCGUAAACAAGGUUUCAAGACUUUAAAGCUUAAAGUGGGCAAGAAUUUGAACGGAGACAUUGAAGUGCUUCAAUCCAUCCGUGCAGCACAUCCUGAUUGCUUGUUUAUCCUUGAUGCUAAUGAAGGUUACACGGCAAAAGAAGCAAUUGAAGUCCUAGAAAAGUUGCAUGAAAUGGAUGUGACUCCGGUGCUAUUUGAACAACCUGUGCAUAGAGACAAUUGGGAAGGUCUUGGUCAUGUCAGUCAGAUAGCAAAGGAAAAAUAUGGGGUAUCCGUUGCUGCUGAUGAAAGCUGUCGAAGUUUGGCUGAUGCUAAAAAGAUAGUGCAAGAAAGUCUUGCUGAUGUCAUUAACAUUAAGCUUGCCAAAGUUGGGGUGCUUGGGGCGCUGGAAAUUAUUGACUUGGUGAGGUCUUCUGGCUUAAAUCUUAUGAUUGGCGGUAUGGUUGAAACCAGGCUUGCUAUGGGCUUUGCUGGUCAUCUAGCCGCUGGCCUUGGAUGUUUCAAAUUCAUUGACCUAGACACACCCCUUUUGUUGGCAGAAGAUCCAGUUUUCGGGGGUUAUGAAGUUUCUGGACCUGAUUACCACUUCUCAAAUGCUAGAGGACAUGGUGGUUUUCUUCAUUGGGACAAUAUUGCAUGCAGCAGUUCAUGCAUAUGAGAACAAAACUGAUGGUGUAUGAUAGUUUAUACGCCCUUACAGUUUAUUUCAGUUACAAGAGAUGUUAACAAUCAAAUACUCCACGCUCUCCCUGUAAACUCUCUGUUGUCUAUCUAUGUUACACAAACUUGUUCAUGGAUACAUAUUCAACAUGCGUGUCAGUUCAUGUAGGACCCACAACCAUGUCAAGUAAAGGAUCUAUGUAAUUUAGCUUUGUACAAGGUGAUGAAAUUAGUUUGGAAGUAUCAUACUACCAUUUGGAUAGAGAAUUAACCAAACCGAGUAUGUAUCUUCUUAAAGCUGAGGCAUUAUAUGGAUCCAAAUAUUAGCAUCAGUUUGAAAUAUGUUGGCCUAGUUUUCCUUAGCCAAGUAGCAAUUAAGACUAGUCGCUCGACUAGUAUACCUGCGUUUUCCUGAUUUGUAACAUGGUUCGUGUUUCAACAUGCUCUGUCCAGCCAAGAUACCUGUGGUGAAGUGACUUGAUAUAUGUGAUUUGCUUUAAAUCACACUUUUCUUGACAACAAAACUAUGAUUUGCUCUAACAUUUGAAAUUCUCUGCAGAGAUUAUCAUGGAGUUUGUUCACUCUUCAGGAUUGUCAUUCACAAUGGUCAACCCCAUUAGUUCCAAA
Capsicum annuum is the source of this 2829-nucleotide messenger RNA. RefSeq names its product L-Ala-D/L-amino acid epimerase. The coding region runs from base 899 to 2200 and encodes 433 amino acids. Lineage: Eukaryota; Viridiplantae; Streptophyta; Magnoliopsida; Solanales; Solanaceae. The record is from RefSeq and is a predicted model, not a curated record. The transcript has 7 exons. Gene Ontology annotation, molecular function: racemase and epimerase activity, acting on amino acids and derivatives.